This is a messenger RNA of Oryza brachyantha (malo sina), 2244 nucleotides long. Its product is annotated as probable inactive receptor kinase At5g58300. Gene Ontology annotation, biological process: protein phosphorylation. The transcript is spliced from 2 exons. Bases 1 to 2040 code for a protein of 679 amino acids. The record is from RefSeq and is a predicted model, not a curated record. Gene Ontology annotation, molecular function: ATP binding; protein binding; protein kinase activity. NCBI's taxonomy places the organism in Eukaryota, Viridiplantae, Streptophyta, Magnoliopsida, Poales, Poaceae.
AUGGGGUGGUGGCAGGUUCUCGGCACGGCCGUGCUCGUGGCGGCGGCGUGCUGCUCCCGCGGCGUGCGCGGCGAGGACGCCGACGAAGUCAGGGCGUCUGUCGUCGGCUUCCUGCGCACGCUCGCCGGAGGCGACGGCGACCGGGCUGUGCAGGAGCUCGGGUGGAACGCGUCCGUCGCGCCGUGCGGCCCGCCGGCGCCGUGGCUCGGUGUCCACUGCACCGGAGACGGCCGGAUCGAGAAGAUAGUGCUCGAGGGCUGGGGCUUGAGCGGCACCAUCAACGCGACGAUGCUCUGCGCCGCGCGCGCGCUCCGCGUGCUGAGCCUCCAAGACAACGCGCUGCACGGCGGCCUCCCCGCCGACAUCUCGGGCUGCUCCGGCCUGACGCAUAUCUACGUCGGCGCCAACCGGCUCUCCGGCAGCCUGCCGCCUUCGCUCGUCCGGCUCACCCACCUCCAUGUGCUCAACGUCUCCAAGAACGACUUCUCCGGCGAGAUCCCCGCGGGGCUCAGCAAGCUCGGCCUCGCGAGAUUCUGCGGGAACGACAACCAUUUCAACGGCACCAUCCCGGAGUUCGAGCUGUCCAGGUUCGAGGACUUCAGCGUCGCGAACAACAACCUCACUGGGUCGAUUCCCAGGGACGUCGGCAUCUUCGGCAACGACAGCUUCUCGGGCAACUCCGACGGCAUGUGCGGCCAGCCGAGCUUCGCGCCGUGUCCAACAAGCUCCGGUGAGAACGACGGGAAGAGAAGAGGAGUGCACACGAUCGUCAUGUGUCUCGGCUACGUCCUCUUCGGCGCCGGCACAGCGGCCUUCGUCUUGUACAUGCUCUGCUCCAAGAAGAGGAGGCACAAGCUGGGGCGGAAGCCCGGGGGCGCCGGCGGCAAGGGUGCGUUCAGCAGCAGCAAGGCGACGACGACGCACACGCCGUCCGCCACACCCAGCAAGUCGGCCUACUCCCUGCCGAUGUCGGAGGAGCGGAGCGCCACGGCGACGGCAGCGGCGGCGGCGGCGCGCGCACCGUCGGCGUCCCUGGUGGUGCUGCAGCGCUCGGCCACGGCCACGGCCGCAGCGACGCCGCCGUCGGCGGCGGCGGUGGCGGCGAAGAGCCUGCGGUUCGAGGACCUGCUCAAGUCGCCGGCGGAGCUGCUGGGGCGCGGCAGGUUCGGGAGCGCGUACAAGGUGGUGGUGCCCGGCGGGGCGGCGCUCGCGGUGAAGCGGGUGAAGGACGCGGCGGUGGGGGAGGAGGAGGAGGAGGAGUUCCGGCGGCGUAUGGAGCGCGUCGGGAAGGCGAGACACCCGGCCGUGCUGCCGCCGCUGGCGUUCUACUGCGCCAUGCAGGAGAAGCUGGUGGUGUACGAGUUCCAGAGCAAUGGCAGCCUCGCCAAGCUUCUCCAUGGAUCUGUGGAGAGCAGCCGGACUGCACUGGACUGGCCGGCGCGCCUCCACAUCGCCGCCAAGAUCGCCGACGGCAUGGCGUUCAUGCACGACGCCCUGCGCGGCGACGGCGCGAACGCGAACUUGUCAUUCUCGGAGGAGGACGAGGCCUCCGCGUUCGACGGCGGCGCCGUCGCGCACGGCAACCUCAAGGCCUCCAACGUCCUCUUCACGGCCGCCAUGGAGCCUCGCAUCAGCGAGUACGGCGUCACCGCGCCGCCGCAGUCGUCCGCGCCGUCUGACGCCGCUGCCCUCAACGCGGACGUGCGCGCGUACGGCGUGCUGCUGCUGGAGCUGCUCACCGGGAAGGCCACGGCUGACGGCGCCGAGCUGGCGCGGUGGGUGACGUCCGUCAUCCGGGAGGAGUGGACGGCCGAGGUGUUCGACCGCGUCAUGCUCUCCGCAGGCGGCGCCGGCGACGACGUCGCCAGCGAGCAGCGGAUGGUUCGUCUUCUGCAGAUCGCCAUGAGGUGCGUCGACGCCUCGUCGCCGCCACCGACCAUGAGAGAGGUCGCCGGAAUGGUGAACGCCAUCUGCGAGGAGGACGGCAGGUCGGUCUCCUCGGAAGCCCGAGCGCGACACGGACGAACACCAAGGAACUGAGCAGAAUUUGCAGUGCAAAAAUUACCUGCGGAACUUUUAAAAACCUCUCAAACUCUCGUUUCUACUACAUAAUUAAUCAUGUUUAAUUAUUGCAACUAUAUAAUUAAUCAAUUUCAAUUAGUAUUUAAAAGAACUUUUAAUUAUUGCUACUUCAUAUUAAUUUUCUGUAAUAUUUGACAAUUGCAUUCUGCUUAAAGCCUUAAC